AUGGAUGCUGGUGAUUAUAAACUUUUGCAAAUUCUUUUGGGGCCAAAAUAUUGUCAGUUAUGGCAAUAUUGGGCGGCACAUUCUGUUAUCUCUUAUAAUAUGCUUUCCAUUGUAAAAGCAGGAGAUUGUAAUUUAUCCAUAAAAGUUGCCACAAAACAACAAAAGUUAUUAGAAGAGCAAAAAAAACUACUAAAUCAGAAAAGAGAGUUGCUUAGGAGCGGUAGGAAAGAAGAAGUAGAAGGAAUAAAAAAAAAUCAGGAUCUGGUAACUCAAUUGUUGGAAAUAACACGGGAUGAAGCUGAAAAAUAUAAGGACAAAAUCAAGAAAGAAAAUAAGAUUACAAAUAAUAUUUACCGUCUAUUUCAUGUCCCGAAAGAAGCAGGACUAAAUAAAUACCAAACAAACGCAGCUGAAAACAAUUGUAAUAUAUUAAGUAUAAGAAAUGAAAAUAAUACAAAUAUUUAUUCUACUUCAUAUGAAUAUGCAUUUGGCUAUAUUGCUGAAGCAUUGGAUGUAAUAGGAAAUGUUGUUAGGACAAGUGUAGUUGAUGAAUGUGAGAAGCUAAUAAAAAAAACAGAAAAAGAACUGAAUAAGGCAGCUAAUGAAUGUAUAGGUACAAUUACCAAGAUUUCAGAUAAUAUAAAUGAAGUAAAUCAAACAUUGAACGGGGAAGGUGGUAGACGUAUAGAGAAUAUAAUAAGGAUAUUGCCUGAUUGCAAAAUUGGAGGAGACGUAUCAUUAAAAGAUGGUGCACACAGUACUGUUGUUUGUGUGAGAUCUAUAACAAAAAAUGUAUCUGAAUUUUUACAGGAAAGUCAUGACAAUAUUGAUAAAUUAGAUUGUAUAGUAAAAAAAAUAGAAGAACUGGAUGCUAUAAUGAAAAAAUUGACAAAAUUUCAAGAUGAAAAAGAGGGGGCAAGGGCAUUCUUAGAAAAGGCACUAAAUAAUAUAGAAAGUAAUGUUUUUCAAAAAAUGUCAGACAAUAAAAUAAUUGGUAAACAAUUUGUCAAUAAUAUGUAUGAAAAAUUACUAAACAGGUACUUAAGGAAUUUGAAAGAGGGAAGGCAUGUACCAUCAGGUUUAUUGCGUCAAGAUGUAAAAGAACUUGGAGUAGAAAAGGUAAGAAAUUUAAUCGAAAGUUCAUUGAAUGAGCUGAGUCCAAAUCUAAUGUAUAGUAAAAUGCAUGAACUGCUAUUCACAGAAACGCAAAAGAAAAAUCCUAAUUUAAAUAUAAUAAAAGUACUGAUGGUCAAUGGUGCUUGUUUGUACAGUGUGAAAAAAGAUCAAUGUAAUAAUAAUUAUGAUGAAUUGAACAAGCUUGCAAGAAAAUCAAUAAACAUAAUUAUGAUGGAAGUACAUGACAUGCUAUUUGAUUUUUAUGAUAAUGAGCUUAACUUAAUCUCAAGAUUUCCAAGUAAAGGUGGAGAAUUUAAAAAAGGAAAUUCACAUGAAAGGGUUCUUUUGACAAACACAGGAGAUAAAAAGUACCAAAAUUUAGCUCAGGAACUAGAAGGAUUUAUAGUGAGGAGAAAACAAAACCAAGAGGAUGGGACCUUGGGUCGAGAGCAUACGCCAAUGUGGUCUAUGUUGUAUCGUAUUUGGGAUUUAUUAACUUUUUUGCAGACAAAAAGAAGUGCAGACUUUAAGGAAUACAAAAAAAUAGAUUAUGCAAUGUCAAAAUUCUGUGAUGUUUUAACAUAUGCAGCAGUAUUUAAUGAUGAGAGCAUAAUGCGUGAUUAUAUUAGUGAAGUUCAAGAGAAAAUGCAAAGUGAGUGUGAUAAAGAUAUUCUAGGUUUAUAUAGAAUAAUAACAGGGGAAACUUGGGCAGGAUGGUGGAAUAAAACACAAAAGUGGAAUGAAGUUAACGAUCAUUAUAAAGCGGGAAGUUGUCUUCAAAGGAUAAGAGAAGCAAUAGAAAACAGAUUAAACAUGGAAGAGAAUGACUACAGAAGAGCAAAUGAGCAAGAGAUAGAGCAAGAAAGACGAGAAAAAGAGCAAUAUAGGCAAGAAAAAGAGCAAGAAAGACGAGAAAAAGAGCAAUUUAAGCAAAAGAGUGAGCAAGAAAGACGAGAAAAAGAGCAAUUUAAGCAAA
Molecule: messenger RNA, 2092 nt
Organism: Cinara cedri
Lineage: Eukaryota; Metazoa; Arthropoda; Insecta; Hemiptera; Aphididae
Source: the annotation of a GenBank genome assembly